Molecule: messenger RNA, 1945 nt
Organism: Musa acuminata AAA Group (dessert banana)
Lineage: Eukaryota; Viridiplantae; Streptophyta; Magnoliopsida; Zingiberales; Musaceae
Product: cytochrome P450 71A1-like
Exons: 2
Coding region: 104-1672 (522 amino acids)
Molecular function (GO): oxidoreductase activity, acting on paired donors, with incorporation or reduction of molecular oxygen; monooxygenase activity; heme binding
Source: RefSeq, a predicted model, not a curated record
UGUAGGAUGAAGUCCAAGGUAUCCAAAUCCAACGUCUUGACCAUCAUCGCCACGCGUAAAAUAGGGCAACCCAAGCGGAGUUUGGAGAAUCAACGACGUGACAAUGUCUUCCUCCAUGUCUCUGCUGCUUGGCCCAUCCCCACUCCCUACACUCUUCAUCAUACUCAUCCUACCUCUCUCUUUACUACUGCUGCUCCGUCUAGGACUCAAAAGAAACAACCUCCGUGCAAGGACCCAUGGCAUGCCCCCUUCCCCGCCCAAGCUUCCCUUCAUAGGCAACUUCCAUCAACUCGGCUCUCUCCCUCACCGCUCCCUCCACGCCCUGUCGCAGAAGCAUGGCCCCCUCAUGCUGCUGCACUUGGGUCAGGUGCCAACCCUCGUGGUCUCGUCGCCGGAUGGCGCCCGAGAUGUCAUGCGCAACCACGAUCAAGUCUUUGCCAGCCGGCCUGCUCUAAAGCCGGCCAAAGUCCUCUUCGACGAGUACAAGGACUUGGGCUUCGCGCCCUACGGUGAGCACUGGAGGCAGCUCAGGAAGAUCUGCGUCGCCCACCUCUUGAGCUCCACAAGAGUGCAGUCUUAUCGGCUCAUCAGGGAGGAGGAGGUGGGUUUCAUGAUCAGGAAGAUCUCCUCUCAAGCUUCCCCUACGACGACGAGCGUCGACAUGUCGGAGAUCUUGUACUCCCUCGUCAACGAUAUCCUAUGUCGAGUUGUUUCGGGGAAGUUCACCAGAGAAGAGGGGAGGAACGUGCUGUUCCGCGAGCUGGUCCAGGAGAAUUCGGUGCUACUGAGCAAGCUCUACGUGGGGGACUACUUCCCAUGGCUGGGUUGGGUGGAUGUAUUGUUUGGCUCUAUGGAGAGAGCCAAGAAGACCAAGAAGAGAUGGGAUGAUUUGCUUGAUGGGGUGAUCCAAGAACACGAAGAUCGAUCAGCAAAAGGUGAUGAUGAUGACAAGGACUUCGUGGAUGUCCUGCUCUCUCUUCGGGAGGAUCCACGGAAUCACACUCUCCUUACUCCACAAAAUAUGAAGGCACUUCUGAUGGAUAUAUUCAGCGCUGGCUCGGAUACAUCGUCUGCAAUCUUGGAGUACGCCAUGGUGGAGCUCGCUCGGAGUCCAACAACGAUGAGAAAAUUACAAGAUGAAGUGAGAGGGAUAGGUUGCGGGAAAGAAUUAGUUAAAGAGGAGGAGGCGAACGAGAUGAUGUACUUGAAGGCUGUGAUCAGAGAAGUGUUCCGCCUGCACCCCUCGGUACCAUUAUUGCUGCCACGAGAACUGAUGGAGGAUUGCCGCAUAGAAGGAUACAAGAUUCCCCAAAAAACACGAGUGCUAGUGAAUGUAUGGACCAUAGGCAGAGAUCCCAAGUACUGGGAAGCACCACAAGAAUUCAAGCCGGAGAGGUUCAUGGAGGGUGGUGCAGUGGACUUCAAAGGAAAUGAUUUCCAGUUCACUCCAUUUGGAGCAGGAAGAAGAAUUUGUCCCGGAAUGACCUUUGCCAUCGCCUCUUUAGAGCUCGCGCUGGCAAACCUGAUUUAUCACUUUGACUGGGAGUUGCCUGGUGGACUGACAAGUGAGGAUUUGGACAUGAGCGAGGCUUUAGGGUUGGUGCUCCGAAGAAAACAAAGACUUCAUCUUGUUGCUAAACCAUGGAGUCUUCAGCAAGAGAAGAAGCUUUAGACCUUUCUCUCUCUCUCUCUCUCUCUCUCUCUCUCUCUCUCUCUCUCUCUCUCUCUCUCUCUCUCUCUAUAUAUAUAUAUAUAUAUAUAUAUAUAUAUAUAUAUAUAUAUAUAUAUAUAUAUACAUAUACAAAUAUAUAUAAAUAAGCAAGAAGUGAAAAAAUAUUUGUCAUUGUAUGCUUUGAUCUGAACAAAAAGAUGGGUGAUGUCACGUAUUGGAUACAAUCAUCUUGAACACAAUCUUGUCAAUCCAAAAAGAUCUACUGCUUGUUUA